AUGAAUCACUUUGCAAUAGGAUGCUUAAGCACCACGUCAAGACUCAGGAAUGUGAGUGAGGUUGCAACGGAAAGUAAUCAGUUUUUUGUAGACUCUGUAAACACAGAACUUAAAAAUCGGGUUUGGAUACAGCAAAUUAAGAUAGGUAAUAAUGUUAUAAGCUUUAAAGUAGAUACAGAAGCUAAUUGUAACAUAAUUCCUUGGACAAUAUUUAAAAAUUUAGAAUUUAAGAAACAGCCACACUGGAUUUCUACAUUAACUAUUGUAGUGAGCUACACCAAUGAUAAAUGUAAGUCGCUAGGGACAGCAAUACUACAUUAUAGUGCAGAUAAUAAGAUGUUUAAGGUUAAAUUCAUCAUAGUUGACGUUGAGAGCAUGCCCAUAUUAGGACUAAAUACGUGCGUUAAAUUAAAAUUAAUUAAGAAAGAAGACAUAGAUAUAAGGGUUUGUAACACAAUAACAGAAGAAAUUAAUAUGUCAAAACAGGAGUUUAUAGCUGCUAAUGAGAAAAUAUUUCAGGGAUUAGGGUCCUAUCCUUACAAGUAUGAAAUAAAAUUAAAAGAGCACGCAGUGCCGGUGGUCAGCCCUUGUAGAAGAGUAUCCUUCAGUAUAAAGGAUAGAUUAAAAAGCACUUUAGAUAGUUUAGAAGGAGCAGGGAUAAUAAAAAAGGUGAAUUAUACUACAGAUUGGGUCAAUAAUAUGGUCAUAAUAGAAAAACCAAACAAAACAUUAAGAAUUUGUUUGGAUCCAAGGCAACAUAAUAAGAGCAUAAAACCGGAAAAAUUUCCAAUACCCACGGCUGAUGAAUUGUGCAAUAGGUUGGCAGGUAAAGAAGUUUAUUCAGUGUUGGAUAUGAAAGACGGAUUUGAUCAGGUAAAACUAACAGAAAAGAGUUCAGAGGUAUGUACCUUCAUAACACCUUUUGGUAAAUAUAAGUACACAAGACUGUCAUUUGACUUGUCAACCGCGCCGAAGGUAUUCCAAAGAGUGAACACUAUAAUAUUUGGUGACAUAGAAGAUGUAGGUAUCUAUUUUGAUGACCUUAUUAUUGUUGCUAAGAAUGGAAAAGAUCAUGACAAGAUUAUGCAGUUAGUUUUGGAAAGAGCUAAUAAAUACAAUGUUAGAUUCAAUAAGAAUAAACUUCAAUAUAAGACUAACGAAGUUAAAUAUUUAGGAUUUAUAUUUAAUAAAGAUGGAGUAAAACCGGAUCGAUCUCAUGUAGAAGCAAUACUGAAACUAAAACAACCUACUAAUAAAAAGGAGUUGUUGAGGAUAUUGGGUAUGAUAAAUUUUCUGUCAAAGUUCAUUUCCAAUGUGUCUCAACUAACAAACUGUCUUAGAGAUUUAACAAAGAAGAACAUAGUUGGCAAUGGGGACCAGAACACUGUGAGACAUUAG
Messenger RNA from Osmia lignaria (orchard mason bee), 1398 nucleotides. NCBI's taxonomy places the organism in Eukaryota, Metazoa, Arthropoda, Insecta, Hymenoptera, Megachilidae. The record is from RefSeq and is a predicted model, not a curated record.